ACAAAAUUAAUACCCAGAUAACCAGUAGUCUUGCAGAAAUAGUAGGGAAGGGAAAAAGAGUGUUUUCCAUUUAAAUCAAGCCAUCCUGUCAUUAAAAAUCUAAGUAGUUCAGCUUUGUGGAAGGAUUUAAUGGUAGCACUUCAGUCAUAAUCAGCUUAGAAGGACUCGCAUGACUGUGUGGUCUGAAGAAUAGAAAAAAGAAGCCAGAGUUCAAACUCACCACAGAAACAGGCACUGAGCUGUGUGGUGCAGAAUCAACACACUGUCCUGAAGGGUUGGUUUUUGGCUAUUGUAUGCACCAGAAAUGCCUGUGGAUUUCAGUGGUUACUGGAAAAUGGUCAGCAAUGAAAAUUUUGAGGCGUAUAUGAAAGCAUUAGAUGUAAACAUUGCUGUAAGAAAAAUAGCAAACUUGCUAAAACCUGACAAAGACAUCGUUCAGAAAGGGGAUCAUAUGAUCAUUAAAACGCUAAGUACUUUUAGAAACUACAUCAUGGAAUUUGAUAUAGGAAAGGAGUUUGAGGAGGAUUUGACUGGACUGGAUGAUCGCAAAUGCAUGACCACUGUGAGCUGGGAUGGAGAUAAACUUCUUUGUGUACAGAAAGGAGAAAAAGAAGGUCGGGGUUGGACCCAGUGGAUCGAAGGAAAUGAAAUGCACCUGGAAAUAAGAGCAUGUGGAACCACAUGUAAGCAAGUCUUCAAGAAGGUGCAGUGAACCUGAUCUACAGAUACAGAUUU
Messenger RNA from Gavialis gangeticus (Gharial), 735 nucleotides. It is a transcript of the gene RBP1, whose product is annotated as retinol binding protein 1. The record is from RefSeq and is a predicted model, not a curated record. Gene Ontology annotation, molecular function: fatty acid binding. The coding region runs from base 305 to 712 and encodes 135 amino acids. The transcript is spliced from 4 exons. Gene Ontology annotation, cellular component: cytosol; nucleus. Gene Ontology annotation, biological process: fatty acid transport. Lineage: Eukaryota; Metazoa; Chordata; Crocodylia; Gavialidae.